AUGCUGAUUUUUUCUGGAAAUUCUGAAGUUCUGAAUCCAAGAGGAAGGGUUUCCAGACUGGAUUUUUUCAAGAAUAAUAUGACUAUUGACGAAAUAAUUGAGCUCAACGAUUUUUACAACAAACACAAUUUGGAUAUUCUCGGAGACUGUAUUAAGCGAAAUCCAAUGACACAUCCGAAAUGGUGUGAAUAUGAGGGAGAUGGUCCGGCUAUAAAAGUGGUGCUCUUUGGAAAUAGUUACACAUGGAAUCAUCAUAAAAUGAUAAUUCAAGAGUGUAGACAUCAAGUGAAGAACUUUACAAUGGAUUCUGAAGAAGGAUGUGAACCUUUGGCUGCAACGAGCCUAUUUCCAGGUUGCGACAAGAAAUUAGAGGAUUUUUCAGCACUUUUAAAAGCCAUACGACCCCAUUAUGCAUUUAUUUUGUCCAGAUUUUACGCUGUCGCCGAGCCAUUUACCAAUAACGUGAUGGAUUUGGAGAAUGACCGAAUUUUCCUGCAAAUGAGAGCUCAAUUACGGAGAUUUUUGCCUAAUAUCCGGCAAAAAUUGUAUAUUUUGGACACAAUUCCACGUGUCAUUGGGCAGAAUGUCCAAAAUAUUGGAAGGGAUUUGAAGAAGGGCGUUAGUCCGGAAGAGAUUAGUAAAACUCUGUACACCUCGGAUGGCUACGAGAGAGGGCGUCUUCGGCAUGCCGCCCUGCUAAAGGAAUGUUUUGGGAAAUGCGAAAUUAUCGAUUAUUUGCCGCUGUUGACCCGAAAUUUCACAGUUUUACCACAAUUUUUCGAUGAUUCUGGAAUUUCGUUCUUCACCAGUCUUGGACACCUUUCUGCGCAUGGAAUUGAACUUGUUCGACCCAUUUUUAGAGAUAUUUGUGAUAAAUUACAGGAUAGAUAA
Caenorhabditis briggsae is the source of this 891-nucleotide messenger RNA. The transcript is spliced from 6 exons. Gene Ontology annotation, biological process: polysaccharide biosynthetic process. Gene Ontology annotation, cellular component: membrane. Bases 1 to 891 code for a protein of 296 amino acids. Lineage: Eukaryota; Metazoa; Nematoda; Chromadorea; Rhabditida; Rhabditidae. The record is from RefSeq and is a predicted model, not a curated record.